Messenger RNA from Pseudophryne corroboree (corroboree frog), 6953 nucleotides. It is a transcript of the gene CDC42BPG, whose product is annotated as CDC42 binding protein kinase gamma. Gene Ontology annotation, molecular function: ATP binding; protein serine/threonine kinase activity. Gene Ontology annotation, cellular component: cytoplasm; cytoskeleton. Gene Ontology annotation, biological process: actomyosin structure organization; peptidyl-threonine phosphorylation. The transcript is spliced from 37 exons. NCBI's taxonomy places the organism in Eukaryota, Metazoa, Chordata, Amphibia, Anura, Myobatrachidae. The coding region runs from base 1196 to 6058 and encodes 1620 amino acids. The record is from RefSeq and is a predicted model, not a curated record.
CUUCCAGGUGUGCACGGACAGGCGUGGCUGCUCUGCCUUAGCUACGCCCACUCCAGUGUCUGGGCGUAGUUUGCACAGGUGAGGGGAGAAGCCGCCGAUUGCAGCAACUUCAGGAAGGGAUCAGCCUGCGCCCGAGCAGUAUAGGUGCACUAUAGCAUUUACAUCUGCGGGAUAUGAACUAUAUACCGGGACACCACGUACAUACAUGCAAUAUAGGAACAUGGUAGAUCAUAGCGCCGUAUUCAAUGCUUGAUAAGGGGACACACAAAACACACUGCUGGAAGAAUCUUUUACUUUUAAGGAGGUGAGUGAGUGAUAUAGAAGCAGUGGUGGGAAUUACUGUAUUUUAAUUUGUAUGAGGCAGUGAGUUUGUGGCUCUAUUCUUGUAAGAAGACUCGCCAUAAUCUUCCCUGACAAUGUGGGUUGUUCACACUGUGUGACAAGUAAGGGAAGCUCAUUGUGUCACUAUGAGCUUGUGUCAAUCACAAAGCCCCAGAGCUGCUGUAUGUCAGUGUUACAAUCUGUAUGCAUUGUGCAUUGUAUAGAAAUGUGUAUGCAUGACGCCUGGGGAGAGAGUGGCUGGGUGUAUGGGUGACACAUAGGGUAUGUCUUUCUGUCACUGCUAAUGGAUGCUGUUUAUGGUAGAGAUAUAAAUACUGUACUGUUUAUGUACGGAUGAUUAUUUUGAAAAGUGUGUGUGAAUCUCAAAUGGUGUGACCGCUUUCACAUUGCACCCACAAUUAAUACAUAAGUCCGUUGUACAAAGGGUCAUACAUUUUAAGUUAAAUCAAAAGCGUCAAAAUUUAUAUUUGCACAAAAAUACAUCCACAUCAUUGUAGGUAAGCACCAAAUUGUAAGUCGGUAAGAGAACGUACACUAUUAUUUUAAAUAAUCCGUAUUCCAUGCUGGAAAACAUUUCAGUCUGCUGCUAAUUUUUCCAUUACUAUUUAUAUAUGCAAUUGAGGCAAUCGUAUUGGGGUAUAGCAUUCUGAGGACACCUACAAGGGGGGUUUCAGGUUAGAGGAGAUACAAAGACACUUCAAAGGAGCAUUAGUCCAUCUUCAAGACUUGAUACAGUCAUUGAGAAAGUUAGGCCAGAGUGUCCUUGCAUUGGGGAUACCCUCUUCUGGGGUGAAAUUUACUGGGUCAUUCCCAGUUCUCCUGAACAACAAAUUGAUAAAGGGCAGCUCUCAGGAUGUCGGUGGAGAAGAGACUGAAGGAACUUGAGGACAUGUUUCUCAGAGGCCCAUACGGAACUGGCUGUGACUCAUUAAGCGUGGAGACCCUUCUAGAUGUACUCAUCUGCCUGUGUCAGGAAUGCAAUGCAGCACCUCUCCGACGGGACAAGAACGUGACCGAAUUCCUGGCAUGGGCUGAACCAGUUACAUCAAAAAUCAAACAGAUGAGACUCAAAAGAGAAGAUUUUGAGAUUUUAAAAGUUAUCGGUAGAGGGGCAUUUGGUGAGGUAGCUGUGGUGAAAAUGAAAGGUAGUGGUAAGAUCUUUGCUAUGAAAAUCCUUCAUAAAUGGGAGAUGCUGAAACGAGCAGAGACGGCUUGUUUCCGUGAAGAGAGGGAUGUUUUAGUGAAAGGAGACACCCAGUGGAUCCCUAGUUUACAUUAUUCUUUUCAUGAUGACAAUUAUUUGUAUCUGGUGAUGGAUUACUAUGUUGGGGGAGAUCUGUUAACUCUUCUUAGCAAGUUUGAAGACCGGCUACCAGAAGACAUGUCCCGAUUUUAUUUGGCUGAAAUGGUGUUAGCAAUAGACUCAAUACAUCAACUGAACUACGUGCAUAGAGACAUAAAGCCAGAUAAUAUUCUCAUUGACAUGAAAGGCCAUAUCCGACUUGCUGACUUUGGCUCCUGUCUGAAGAUGAGGCCGGAUGGCAUGGUGGAGUCAUCGAUUGCUGUUGGAACCCCGGAUUAUAUUUCACCAGAAAUAUUACAGGCCAUGGAGGAUGGCAAGGGGAAGUAUGGCACGGAGUGUGACUGGUGGUCUCUUGGCGUCUCAAUGUAUGAACUUCUCUUUGGGGAAACUCCUUUCUACGCGGAGUCUCUGGUAGAGACUUAUGGAAAAAUAAUGAAUCACGAGGAACAUCUGCAGUUCCCACCUGACAUCACAGAUGUCUCAGAUGAUGCAAAGGAUCUCAUUAAACGCCUUAUUUGCCGACAAGAGAAGCGGCUUGGAAGAGGAGGCGUUGAUGACUUCAAGAAACAUUCCUUCUUUAUCGGAAUAGAUUGGGAUAACAUACAUAAAGCUAUUCCACCCUACAUCCCAGAAGUGGACAGCCCAUCGGAUACCUCAAACUUUGAUGUGGAUGAUGAGUCCUUGAAACAUUCGGAAACAUUACCGCCCAACAAUCACAAUGGCUUUGCUGCACAUUUCCUUCCUUUUGUGGGAUUUACCUUUACAUCCAACUGCUCAUUAUCAGACAGAGGGACACUGAUGAGCUGCGUAGUCCAUAAUGGCAUAGGGACCAAACUGGGACAAGAAACAGAACGUAUUAAAGACCUUGUACAGAAGCCCCAUAUUUCAUACUCUGACAUUGCCAAAGACAAUGAGAUUCAGAACAUGAAGGCAGAAAUGGAAGUUCUAAAGAAGAAAUUAUCAGAAAAGUCCACAGAGCAGGAUUCCAUAUCUGGAGUGCAGAUUCAGUCCCUGGAGAAACAGAUCAGGAACCUUGGGCAAGAGAAAGAUCGAUGUACCAAAGAGCUCUCUGAAGUGCUGGAGAAGCUGAAAUAUCAAGGAGGGGAACUAAAGGUGGCUCUAGAGAAGCAGAGGAGGGUGCAGGAGGAGUUGCGUGGGGUAGAGGAGAGGUAUGAGGGCCUAAAUUCUCAAAAUGGACGCCUGUCUCGCAGACUGAAAGACAAGGAAGAUGAGACUGAGGCAUUAGCAGAGAAAGUGAGGAUACUGAGAAGAGACCUGCAUAAGGCAGAGGCCAGUAGAAGGGAGGCUGAAUCAUUAGUGGAGGACUUAACCAUAGAAGUGGAGAGACAAAAGAAAUUACUAGGGAGAAGCGAGGCACUGGCCACGCAGACUUUGGAGGACCUGGUAACAGCAAAGGCACAGCAGGCUGUGGCUUCUCCUGUCAUUAGUGGCUCACUCCAUACUUUUGAACUGAUCCAGCUGAGAGGAGAACUUGAGAGACGGGGCCAACAAAUGGAAGCAGACCUUACCCAACUGAGAGACGAGUUUGCAUGCCGGGAGGCAGAACAUGCAAACGAGACCAAAUUGCUUCGCAGGGAACUUGGAGAGAAGGAAGAGCAGCUAAUAUCACUGAAGCAUGAGAUGGAGGGAAUGCAGGAGUCCAUUGGUAAAACAAGAAAUGACAGUGUUCGAGAGCAAGAGGAGGAACUUCAGGAAAUCCAGAAGGCAAAUGAACGAGAGAAAAAUCAGCUUAAGAAAGAGAACAAGAAACUUAAGGAAGAACUUGAAAGGAUUACUGCAGCGUCCGAAAAGAUCUCCAUGUCUCAGAAGCGUUUGGAAGAAGAAGUCCGAUUACUGGAAGAAAAGAGAGAGACUUUAGCUAAUUGGGAAGCCCAAAUCACAGACAUUCUUCAGUGGGUGAAUGAUGAGAAACAGUCCCGUAUUUAUCUACAAGCUCUAUCAGUGAGGAUGACUGAAGAGCUGGAGGCACUGAAGAGUUCCGGUGGGCAAACCCCAUCCAGCAAAACAGUGGAAAGCCAAUGGAAAGCUCGCAGACUGCAGAAACUGGAGGCUUCAGGCCGCCUGGAGCUUCAGUCUGCCCUUGAAGCAGAGAUAAGAGCUAAACAGACCAUCCAGGAGGAACUGAACAGGCUCAAGUCUGAAAGCCUGGACACUGACAGGAAGCUGCUGGAAGCAGACGAAGUAAACAAGAAGUUAAGAGCAGAAUUAGAGAAGUUACGCGAGGAAGCUAAAUCAAAGGGGACAACAGAAAACAAGCCACAGCGUUCUCUCAUCCCCUUCCUGUCAUUCCGCUCUGAGAAGGAUUUGGUCACUGCAGACAACUCAGACCAGCUCCAGUCGCUAAACAAUGUCAGCAUGAGACGGGGAGAUAGAACUGAUUCUGUUAAAAAUAAAGCCAACAGGAGGUCUGCAGGAGUCAUAGAAGAGGUGUCCGACAAGCCCAAGACACACACAUUCAAGGUGAAAAACUUUAUAUCACCAACAAAAUGUAUGCGCUGCACGUCUGUUAUGGUUGGACUGGCACGGCAAGGAGUGUGCUGUGAAGUGUGUGACUACGUCUGCCAUGUGCACUGCUGUGAGGGUGCCAAUAUCUGUCCAUCCCCUCCUAGUCAUUAUAAGAAGAUUCUUGGAGUGGACCCAGUCAGUGGCAGCGGCACAGCUCUAGAAGGCUACUUAUCGGUCCCCAAGCCAGCUGGAGUGAAGAAGGGCUGGCAGCGAGCCUAUGUGAUUAUAAGCGACUUCAAGAUCCUUGUGUACGAUGCCAGCCCCCCGAGUAAUGCAGCUAUUAUACAGGCCAUUGAUAUGAGGGAUCGUCAUUUCUCAGUUACUUCUGUCUUAGAGUCUGAUGUCAUUCAUGCCAACCCAAAGGAUGUUCCCUGUAUAUUCCGGGUGACCUUCUCCCAGCUUUGCUCCCCGCUCACCACGCCCUCUCAGCUUCUGCUGGCAGAUACUGCAGAGGAAAUGCAGAAAUGGCUACAGGUGCUGAAAGAGCUUCAGUCACUCCUGCGGGAACAGGGACCACAGGACUGCUCUGUCCGGGUGUUGAAGGAGGCCUAUGACAGUGCAUUGCCUCUCAUACGUACGGCGCUAUGUGCAGCUAUCAUAGAUCAGGAAAGAAUAGCUUUGGGUACAGAGGACGGAGUUUACCUGUUGCACAUGAAUAAAAAUGAAAUCACCCAGCUGGGAGACUGCAAACGAGUUUUGUUCCUACGCUCCGUUCCUGAAGUCCAGCAGUUGGUUGUGCUUUGUGGGAAGAGCCAUAGUGUUCGCCUGUUUUCCUGGGACCUCAUCCCAGACUCUGCUGGAGUAAAGAUCCCUGAGGCAAAGGGCUGUCAGGCCAUUGCGACUGGUUUGGUGUGCCAAGGUUCAUCAGCUGUUCUUUGUUCUGCGUCUAAGCGCCUGGUUGUUUGUUUUCAACUAACAAACCGCAAAGGUCUUCCACGUCGGAUCAAGGAGUUUCAAGCAGUGGGAGUGGUGCAGUGCAUGGACAUCUUAGGGGAACGCCUUUGUGUUGGAUAUGCUUCUGGAUUUUCUCUAUAUCCUCUCCUUAAUGAGGGGGCUCCAUUAAAUUUACCCCACCCAGAUGACCCUAAGUUAACCUUCCUGACACAAGCUGCUCCUGAUGCACUCUGUGCUGCAAGACUCACACUUAAUGAAUAUCUGCUAUGCUUUUCCACAUUUGGAAUCUAUGUAAAUGCAGAGGGGAAAAAAUCACGCUCUCAAGAGAUCAUGUGGACUGCACCUCCACUAGCUUGCUCAUACACCUCUCCUCACCUUACGGCUUACAGUGAAAAUGCAAUAGACAUCUUUGAUGUCCGAAAAAGUGAGUGGACCCAGACUGUCCAUCUAAAAAAAGUUCGGUCCUUGAAUUAUGAGGGAUCUCUCUGUGUCUUCGGGACUGAGAAAGUCCGGUUGGUCUAUAUACGUAAUAAGUUGGCUGAUCAAGAUGAGUUUGAAGUCCCUGAGACGUCGGACAACAGCCGACGGCAGCUGCUUAAGACGAAAAGUAAAAGACAUUUUUCCUUCCGAAUCUCAGAUGAGGAACGGCAACAGCAGAGGAGAGUGAUGCUGAAAGACCCUCAGAUGAGAUCAAAACUAAUCUCCAAUCCUAAAAAUUUUAAUCAUUUGGUCCAUGUUGGGCCUGGAGAUGGAAAGCAUCAGCUGAAAGAUCUGCCAGUGGCACAGGAAGAUAGGCGAAGGAGCAGUGGGCAAGAGGUGGAUGUGACCGGAAGACCUCUCUCUUCCAGUAGUGACACUGUAAAACGAAGUUCGUGCAGUUCCCAGUCAGAGGAUUCUCUGUCCCCAUCUCACAGUAUGAUCCCCUCCUCAGAUCUCCUUUUGGAGAUUUCUGAUCACACCGGCCUUCUACAGUUCUCCAAAAGUACGCCCUAAAGCCAGACCAUACAAACCACUCAAUUUUUUAUUUUACAUGUAUUGUUGGUUUUUUGUCACUGCCAGAGGUACCGCCCAAAAUACAGGGAACAGGUUCUAUUGUCAAUAAAAUCAAGCCCAACAAUUGUCAAACCAAUUUUAAAACCUAUAAUAUGAUGUUCUACUACAUGUAACUCCAGCAUUGCAUGUCAGCAUUAAUGUGCCAUGUUAUCUUCGUGUCAUUAAUUAGUGCGUGAUUUGUAUACCAUGUUAACUGCAAUUUAGUUCAUUUUAAGUUUUUUUCUGUUGUGCUAUUAAGCACAUUUCUUAGGGAAGGUACUCUUUUCAAGUACCUUCCCUAAGAAAUCACGCGUUAAACACUGGUUUUCUCAGGCCCUAAUCAAUUGUAUUCAUGAGGGGUAGGAUUUUUUUGUGAGAUUUUUUAUGGUGACCACAAACUCAAACCUUUUAUGUUGACUGAAUUUUUACACUAGAUUUCUAAAAGUUAGCAUGAAUAAACAUUUUUUUUAACUGUUGCUGGAGUGAUGCAGAGGAAGAAACGUCCAAAGUCUCUAUAAAAGUGACCAUGUUCUAACCACUUUUGAUAAUUUUUAUAUAUCCCUUAAUUUCUAGACAUGAGUCAUUUUGUACAAAAGAACACCACACUGUUACUCUUUUUUUUUUUUUUUUUUUGCCAUCCUCUAUAUAUAAAUUGUAUUACAAUGGUUUUAACUGCAAGAAGUAUCCACACAUUGAGCCAUAUAGUUUUGUAUGGAGUUUAUUAUAUAUGUACAUGGAAUUACAGACGUGUUAAAGAAAUUCUCUUUUGGAAAAUGUCCUUUUAUUCUUUGGCUGUGAAUAUACAGCACUGUGUGUAAGAUAAAAAUGUAUACAGCAUAAAUAUUAUGAAAUCUCA